Molecule: messenger RNA, 2091 nt
Organism: Naegleria gruberi
Lineage: Eukaryota; Heterolobosea; Eutetramitea; Acrasida; Naegleriidae
Exons: 3
Coding region: 1-2091 (696 amino acids)
Biological process (GO): protein phosphorylation
Molecular function (GO): ATP binding; protein kinase activity
Source: RefSeq, a predicted model, not a curated record
AUGACAUCGUUCGAUGAAAUGCUAACAUGUCGACACAAUGAAAGAGGUUUAUUCAUUCGGGACGAUGUCUGGCCAGAAGGAACGAAAGAAUUCAAUCAAAAAAUUUCCAUUGCCCAGAAUUUAUUGAAUGUAGAAUGGGUAGAUAAUGUGGAAACUGGUGGUAUUAAUGAUUUGCUGUCUGCACAACAAAAGGUCGAUUGUGUAAUGGAUUUGAGAACCUCUAUUGAGGCAAUGUCAAAACACAUGGAUACCAUUUCUUUUUCUGAUUCUUCAUUCAUGACCGAUUAUAACGAGCUAUCAAGAGAUAUGAUGGAGAAAUUUGUCAAAGCAGAUAAGGAGUUCUCGUUUACAAACAAGAGUGCUGCUUUUAACCUUUUGCUUGAUUGUUUCAGUCCAACAAAGAUAGAACCUUUAGGAAAAGGGAGUGAAAUGUUUCACACCAACACGACAUAUCGUAAAUUACUGCAACUAUCAGCACUGUAUGACUUUAAACUGGAUGCAAAUAUUUCAAUUGGUGAAAUGGCCAAUGACACUACAAAAACAUCUUUACCUGCCGAAGUUAUUACCCUUCUGGGUAGUGCUAUCAAACCUGACAACUUAUCUGGUUUUGAGAUGAAAAAUGAAUCCCUGCCUACCAUUAGAGUUAAAUUUGGUCAAGAAGAUAAGUUUGAAAGGAACAAGGCUCAUCCUGAUUUAUUGAAGGUUGUUGCAAUUAUUAGGUUAUUUCACUCAACAAUACUACAAAAUAUGAAGCCAUCACAAGAAAAUGCCAGCAAAAUCCAAAAAAUAGUGACAUAUGGAUUAUUGACAGAAAAAAGCUCAGUUCGUGUUAUUGGAAUCCGAGCAGUACCUGAACAUUUCAAUGACAGAUAUCAAUUAUUCAAUGUUGGUCUGUUUUCUCUUGAACCAAAGAAACCAGAGUAUGCCAUUUUAGUAUCGUUCUUUUUGGAAGCAUGUAGAGAAACAAUCCAACAAGAAAACAAAUUAAUUCAAGACAUAACAAAACAAUCAGUAGGAAGACAAAGAAUGAAAAGCUCACAAAUCAAUUCAUCUAAAUUCAAUGAGAAUGAUGAGUUGGUUGUUUCACUCUACUCAACACAAGAAACAAAUGUUACUUUAACGAGAUAUUUGUUUGAGAGAAGCACUCCCCAUGAUAAGGAUAUCUUUCAAGGAAGGAUUAAUCAUUCUGGUCUGCCAGUAAUUGUCAAGAUUUUCUAUGAUUCGCUGUCCAUGAAUCCACACUAUAAUAUCUUUCUUCCUAUUGAUUGUUUUUGGCAUAAUGGGUCGCUACGAAAGGAACAUUUAGAAAUAUCAGUGGAAGGAGAUGAAUUAUCUUGUAUUAAAAAAAGAUUAUCUAUUGAGAAGAUACAUAUCAUGACUCAAUUGUUAUUGGAAAUUGAAAGUAUUCACCAACAAAAAAGAAUACAUAAUGAUAUUAAGCCAAGUAAUAUCAUUACAAUAGAAAGACCUACUGAUAAACAGUUGCAUACAAAACCAACAUUUCUAUGUAAAUUUAUUGAUUUUGAAUUGGAAAUGAGAUUUAGCUAUGAAGAGGGUGAUUUUUCAAAAGUUACCUCAACUUCAGGAACACCCAGAUAUAAUGAACCAGAGAAACGAAAAGACGGAGAUCACUUUAUUCAUCCUAAAACAGAUAUUUAUUCACUUGGGCUUGCUUUCAUUGAAAUCAUUCUUGAAAAAGAUGAAAGAUUGACAGCAAGAGAAUGUUUAACAUUACUUGAAGUUACUGACACAGUUGAUAAAACAGACUUUUCUGCAUUAUUCAUUUCCUCAGAUGAUAUACCACUUGUAGACUCGACAAAAGUGGAACAAGAAACACUUGGCGAGUAUUCUGAAGAUGAUUCAAUUGAAACGGUGGAAAAUACUCCAAAAUCUUCAAAGUCACCUAAAUCCUGUUGCAGAUGUAGAACUGGUUCAUGUACCACAAAAUGUGCUUGUGCAAAAAAACAAAUACAUUGUGAAAAUUGCAAAUCUGAAAAUUGCACUAAUUUGAAAAAAAGAACAAGCAAACAUGUUGAUGAAGAGGAUGAAACAAAACUGGGAACUUAUGCCAAACUAAAGAAGAGAAAGUGA